AUGUCUCUUUUGAUCGGGAAAGGAGACGUUAUCUUUGUCCGUGACGUGGAACUUGAUAACCAACCAAUUGUCGUCGAAUGGCAACAGUGGUUUGCUACCAAUACCGAAAGAUACAUCCCAGCUCAGUACCGCGGCAGUGAUGGCACGAACAAUGAUAUCACUGGAAAUAUUUUUAUUCAGGUCAGCAAGGCCGACGAUUUUCGUCGCAAGCACGAUCGCUCCGAAGACAUGUAUACUGUACGAAUAGAUCGCGACUUCCAAUACGGUCAGAACAAAGAAAAGACCAAGCGCUUUCUCUGUCGUUUUGUUGAAAGCCUCGUGACAGCAGCAGGAGAAGAGGCGGCAAGGUUCGCUCUCAGCCUGGGUAUUCAUAGUGGCAAAGACAUCGUCGAGUGGGCAAAGAAGUACAUGGGAGAUGACUUACGAGAUUUUUAA
Fusarium venenatum is the source of this 435-nucleotide messenger RNA. The record is from RefSeq and is a predicted model, not a curated record. NCBI's taxonomy places the organism in Eukaryota, Fungi, Ascomycota, Sordariomycetes, Hypocreales, Nectriaceae.